GUGUUUAAACCACAGGUGUUUUCACCAGGGAGGCAGAGCCCGAGCCGGAGCGCGGUUAUCUCGGACUUAGCCGAUGGCGAGAGCUCGGUGAAAUAAAAUGAUGGAAGACAGACGCCGAGCUGGGCUGACUGCUGUUGGACUCGCUGUAUGACAAGAGGUUAAAGAGCAUUUGCAGAACACAAGAAUCAUCCAGUCUGUGUGCUGUCUGCAGAGACGACGCUCCUCUCCAAACCGCCGGCAGCCUCCCAGUCUCGCAGCGAUGGAUCCAUUUGAUGGCUCAAAUCCAGCAGAAACUUUAAGGCGAGUUUCAGCUUCGCUGGGCUGCAGUCCGACCUCCGCGGAAGUGGCUGCGUACCUCGACAAACAUGACGAACUGAGACAUCUCAGGGAGAAAUUCCUGGUGCCCAAAAUUGCAGACAUGCCUCCAUCUGAUCUUUCGCUGGUCGACGGCACCAAAGAAUGCAUCUACUUCGUGGGAAACUCGCUGGGGCUUCAGCCCAAAACGGCGAGGAAGUAUGUGGAAGAGGAGCUGGAGAAGUGGGCCAAAAUGGGCGUUCAUGGUCACACAGAAGGCUCUCGACCUUGGGCGUGGGCUGAAAACAACCUGGAGGAACUCAUGGCUAAAGUUGUUGGAGCCAAAGCUGAGGAGGUCGCAGUAAUGAACGGCCUGACCGUGAAUCUACACCUUCUGAUGCUUUCCUUCUACAAACCGACGGCAGCUCGGCACAAAAUCCUUCUGGAGGACAAGGCCUUCCCGUCAGACCACUACGCUGUAGAGUCUCAGAUCCGACUGCGAGGGUUCGACCCUCAGAAGAGCAUGCUGCAGCUGUCACCCAGACCGGGAGAAGAGACUCUGAGGACCGAGGACAUCCUGCAGGCGAUCGAGAAGGAGGGCGACUCCAUCGCCGUGGUGAUGCUCAGCGGCGUUCAGUAUUACACCGGUCAGCUGUUCAACAUGGCUGCCAUCUCUGAGGCCGGCCAGAGGAAGGGCUGUUAUGUGGGAUUUGAUUGCGCCCACGCCGCCGGAAACGCCGAGUUGAAGCUGCACGACUGGGGAGUCGACUUCGCCUGCUGGUGCUCCUACAAGUAUUUGAAUUCAGGUGUUGGUGGAAUAGCCGGAGCGUUCAUCCACGAGAAGCAUAAAGGCACCAUCAGACCUGCGCUGGUGGGAUGGUGGGGACACGACCUGAAGACUCGCUUCCAGAUGACAAACGAGUUGGAGCUGCAGCCCGGCGUGAGCGGCUUCAGACUGUCGAACCAGCCCGUCCUGCUGGUCUGCCCCUUGCAGGCCAGUCUCGAGGUGUUUAACAUGACCAGCAUGCAGGCGCUGCGCAGGAAGUCCGUCCUGUUGACCGGUUACCUGGAGUACCUGAUCCGGCAUUACUACACCGAGGACCCGGCCCAGCCUGACAAACCUCACGUCCGCAUCAUCACGCCCUCUGACCCUCAGCAGAGAGGCUGUCAGCUGUCACUCUCCUUCUCCGUCCACGUCGGAAAGGUCUUCCAGGAGCUGGAGAAGAGGGGCGUUGCUUGUGACAUGAGGGAGCCCAGUGUGCUGCGAGUUGCUCCGGUGCCGCUCUACAACUCCUUCAGCGACGUCCAUCACUUCAUAGAAACGUUGGGAUCAGCUCUCGCUGCCAGUGAAUGAAGAGAACAGUGAAGGUUUACUCUGAAAAUAUCCGCUCUGACUGAAGUACUGAACUGUAGUGUAGGUAAACAAUCAUGUUUUUAUGUGUAUCAAAGAUAUUUAACAAACAUUGGCUGAAAAUUAAAAAAAGUUUUACUCCACCA
Messenger RNA from Larimichthys crocea (large yellow croaker), 1791 nucleotides. It is a transcript of the gene kynu, whose product is annotated as kynureninase. Gene Ontology annotation, biological process: NAD+ biosynthetic process. The transcript has 15 exons. The record is from RefSeq and is a predicted model, not a curated record. Gene Ontology annotation, cellular component: cytoplasm. Gene Ontology annotation, molecular function: kynureninase activity; pyridoxal phosphate binding. The coding region runs from base 260 to 1648 and encodes 462 amino acids. NCBI's taxonomy places the organism in Eukaryota, Metazoa, Chordata, Actinopteri, Sciaenidae.